Chionomys nivalis (European snow vole) is the source of this 1702-nucleotide messenger RNA. It is a transcript of the gene Anxa13, whose product is annotated as annexin A13. Gene Ontology annotation, molecular function: calcium-dependent phospholipid binding; calcium ion binding. Bases 1 to 1335 code for a protein of 444 amino acids. The transcript has 13 exons. The record is from RefSeq and is a predicted model, not a curated record. NCBI's taxonomy places the organism in Eukaryota, Metazoa, Chordata, Mammalia, Rodentia, Cricetidae. Gene Ontology annotation, cellular component: cytoplasm.
AUGACCAACCCAGCAACCACCCAGACCCUGAACCAGGGCUAUGAGUUGGUUCAUCCCAACAUCUGUCCCAUCUAUGACCUGUUGGAGCACAUGAAGAGGCAGGUCCUGCAGACCCAAGGAUCCCCACGACACAGGACAACGGCAGAAUAUCCAAGAGGACUCCCUGUGAAGGCCCAGUACUGGUUGGAAAGGAGAGUCAGUAUCGCUAACAGUGAUUCCUACAUGGAGCAGGACUUGGUCCUUGUCCUUCCUGUCGAUGAUGAGUUGGCCAGAGCAAUUAUUAUUGGGCACAGAGGAGACCCUUCUCCCACGAUCACCCAAGGCCAGCUGCCCCAAGGAACACUAGCCAUCUCUUUGGGGCCAAAACUUUCCCAAGUUGAUUUCAAUAAAAAUCCACUUGCCAAAGAGAAAAGCCAUCAGGGUUUUGAUGCAGACCGAGAUGCCAAAAACCUGUACAAAGCCUGCAAAGGAAUGGGAACGGAUGAGGCGGCCAUCAUCGAGGUCUUAUCCAUCAGGACAUCGGAGCAGAGGCAACAGAUAAAGCAGAAGUACAAGACAAAGUAUGGCAAGGACCUAGAGGACGUGCUCAAGAGCGAACUGAGUGGAAACUUCGAGAAGACAGCCUUGGCCCUUCUGGACCGCCCCAGUGAAUAUGCCGCAAGGCAGUUGCAGAAAGCCAUGAAGGGCGUAGGCACCGAUGAGACUGUGCUCAUAGAAAUCCUCUGCACGAGAAGCAAUAAGGAAAUCAUCGCCAUCAAAGAAGCCUACCAAAGGCUGUUUGACAGGAACCUUGAAUCUGAUGUCAAAGGCGAUACAAGCGGAACUCUCAGGAAGAUUCUGGUGUCCGUGCUACAGGCCAAUCGAGAUGAAGAAGGUACUGUGGACAAAGACCUGGCUGGUCAGGAUGCCAAAGAUUUGUAUGAUGCAGGGGAAGGCCGCUGGGGUACCGAUGAGCUUGCCUUCAAUGAAGUCCUGGCCAAGAGGAGCUACAAGCAGCUGCGUGCCACCUUCCAAGCCUAUCAAAUUCUCAUAGGCAAAGACAUAGAAGAAGCCAUUGAAGAAGAAACAUCAGGAGACUUGAAGAAGGCCUACUUAACUAUAGUGAGAUGUGCCAAGGACCUCGAGGGCUAUUUUGCUGACCUACUGUACAAGGCCAUGAAGGGUAUGGGGACAGAUGAGAAGACAUUAAUUCGUAUCAUCGUGACCAGGGCUGAGGUCGACCUUCAGGGGAUAAAAGCCAAGUUCCAGGAGAAGUAUCAGAAGUCUCUAUCUGACAUGGUUCGCUCCGACACCUCUGGGGACUUCAAGAAAUUGCUGGUGGCUCUUUUGCACUGAGUCAAACCAGAGCAAUAGGAACGUGGGGAGAGGCUACUUUAUCAGGACUCCUGAGCAUAACAAAUCAAGCUUGAAAAUGGGGCUUUUCCAUGAAAACCCUUCACCUCCUGGAUUGCUUCCUCAGUCCCGUAAGGUACCCCAAGGCCAAACUGUUUAAAUCAAUAGCGCAUCCUCCGAAUGCUUGAGCGGUUCACCUUGAAUGCCGGAUUAGCAACAACCUUAAUUGCCUCUGGAUCUUCCUUUAGCAUUUUAAGUGAAUGCUUUCUAAGCACAUACGAAAUCAGCAGUUGGUGAAAAAAAAUGAACAUUUAUAAUAAAAUGUUUAGAAAAUUAUAUGCCUUCCAGAUGCACAGGGUCAAAGCAGAGA